This is a messenger RNA of Lycium barbarum (goji berry), 572 nucleotides long. RefSeq lists its product as uncharacterized. Lineage: Eukaryota; Viridiplantae; Streptophyta; Magnoliopsida; Solanales; Solanaceae. The record is from RefSeq and is a predicted model, not a curated record. Bases 92 to 394 code for a protein of 100 amino acids. The transcript is spliced from 2 exons.
UAAAAUCUUGAAGUUGACUGGGAAUUAACACUUCAAAAGCAAGAGGGUUAUUCUUCUCCUUAGAAGUUGCUUUUCAUUCUUAGCCUUCAAAAUGAUCACUCGUUUGGCUCUCCUUUUCUUUGUUCUUAUGACUAUGUUGACUUCGCAUGAAUGCUGGGAUAUAUGCAGAAGAGGGUAUGAAGACCCACCACCACCACCAGCAGCUACAAGGAAUGGAAAUAGAUAUGGAACAAAUGCAUGGCCACACCUAAAAUGUAUACCAGGAAAAGUGGAAGGCCAUACGUGCUGGUGUUGUGCUACUACUUCUGGAGUUGGAUGUUUCGCUACUAUGGCUGAGUGUCUUUUCAACAAGAAAUGUGAUGUUUAUCGUGGUCCACCUGCUGGAAUACCCUAACUAGCUAUUUGCAUGUAUUUCGAGUUAUAUUAGAUGAAAUGAAUGACAAAUAAUGUUGAAGUGGUAUGACUUUAUAUGUGGUUUGAUCAAGAAGUGUGGUGAGACGAUUGAGAUCUCUUAUCCUUAAUUAGACGUCUUGAUUUUAAAUUCUGAAAAUAAAAUACCUUUCGAUAAAAAA